ACAGUCGGUGGCGGAACACGACGGCAUCCGCGCGUCCUCCACCGCUUGUUAUGCCCGCGUGAUCAACAAGUGCGCCCCCCGUCUCUCUCGCCCCGCCAUGGGCCACGCGACCGCGACCUCUCUCCUGCUCUGCCUGCUGGCCACCGCCCGCGGCUACUCGUGGCCCGGCGAGCAAACCACCACGCGUCCGCCCGCUCGCCGGGACUUCCACACGGACCCGCUCGUGGUUGAGACCACCGGCGGUCUGGUGCGCGGCCAGUCCAAGACCGUCUUGGGACGCGAGGUGCACGUCUUCACCGGCAUCCCGUUCGCUAAACCGCCCAUCGAGCAGCUGCGCUUCAAGCGACCAGUGCCAAUCGACCCGUGGCACGGCAUCUUAGACGCUACUAAACUACCAAACUCCUGCUACCAGGAGAGGUACGAGUACUUCCCGGGGUUUGAGGGCGAGGAGAUGUGGAACCCGAACACCAACGUCUCCGAGGACUGCCUGUACCUCAACGUGUGGGUGCCGCAGCGUCUGCGCAUUCGACACCACGCUGAUAAACCCCCUUCGGAGCGCCCCAAGGUCCCCGUCCUUGUCUGGAUCUACGGCGGAGGCUACAUGAGCGGUACCGCCACUCUGGACAUCUACGACGCCGACAUUAUAGCGGCGACGAGCGAUGUCAUCGUGGCUUCUAUGCAGUACCGAGUCGGCUCCUUCGGGUUCCUCUACCUCAACAGGUACUUCCAGAGGGGCAGCGAGGAGACACCUGGUAACAUGGGGCUGUGGGACCAGAUCCUGGCGAUACGCUGGAUCAAGGAGAAUGCGGCAGCAUUCGGAGGGGACCCGGACCUGAUCACUUUGUUCGGGGAAUCGGCUGGCGGUGGUUCGGUCAGCUUGCAUCUCAUCAGUCCCGUGACCAAGGGAUUGGCUAGAAGGGGGAUCUUGCAAUCUGGUACUAUGAACGCACCUUGGAGCUACAUGACUGGGGAGAGGGCAGAACAGAUCGGGAGAAUCCUGGUGCAGGACUGCGGGUGCAACGUUUCGCUCCUCGAGGACCAUCCUCACCAGGUGAUGGACUGUAUGCGAGCGGUGGACGCGAAAACUAUUUCGCUGCAGCAAUGGAACUCGUACUCGGGUAUUUUGGGGUUUCCAUCGACGCCUACCAUAGACGGGGUGCUUCUGCCGAAACACCCCAUGGAUUUGUUAGCGGAGGGUGAUUACGAGGAUAUGGAGAUCUUGUUGGGGAGUAAUCACGACGAAGGGACAUAUUUCCUCCUCUACGAUUUCAUCGAUUUCUUCGAGAAAGACGGGCCCAGUUUUCUUCAGAGAGAGAAAUACCACGACAUCAUAGACACGAUAUUCAAGAAUAUGAGCCGGUUGGAACGCGAUGCAAUUGUCUUCCAGUAUACCAACUGGGAACAUGUCCACGAUGGUUACCUCAAUCAGAAGAUGAUAGGAGACGUAGUAGGUGACUACUUUUUCAUCUGUCCCACGAACGAUUUCGCAGAAUUAGCAGCCGAAAGGGGCAUGAAAGUGUACUACUAUUAUUUCACACAUAGGACUAGUACGUCGUUAUGGGGCGAAUGGAUGGGUGUAAUGCACGGGGAUGAAAUAGAAUACGUGUUCGGACACCCGCUCAACAUGUCCCUGCAGUUCAAUUCUCGAGAGCGAGAACUCAGUCUCAAGAUUAUGCAAGCGUUCGCCAGGUUUUCUGCUACCGGGAAACCGGUGACAGAUGACGUCAACUGGCCACUCUACACGAAAGACCAACCACAAUAUUUCAUUUUCAAUGCGGACAAGAACGGCAUAGGCAAAGGACCAAGGGCACAGGCGUGUGCCUUCUGGAACAAUUUCCUGCCCAAGCUGAGGGACAACACAGGUUCAGCCGAGGCCCCUUGCGUCAACACCUACCUGAGCAAAAUAGGAGCCUCCGGAAGCUUCAUACCUUCGUCAGGCCUCCUGCUGUUUCUAAUAUGGAUGCUGGCGCUAUUGGGAGCGCUCUAGACUAUCGGAAGAGGUUUGUAAAAGAAAAAACGUGAAAAAAAAGCAGUUGGUCCCACUUAGUAGAAGAGGAGCUUGUGGCACCCCUUUUUAGAAGAGAAAUCCGGAGUUGAUAUGAUAAUUUAGCAUAUAAGGAUGUGUGUAGUAUACGCAUUUUGUAAGAUGGAGAAAUUAUUUUUAGAUAAGAUGGUCCAACGGCCAACUAAAUAACUCGGUUCAAUGACACCAGAGCUUGAUUCUUGCUCGACCUUUCAACGAAUUCACUCUUGAAAUAUCCUAUCACAUCAAUCUAACACCCUGAUGUAUAUUUCCUAUUGAACUGUAGCUGGGUGUUUUGAUGUUCAAAAGUAACUCGACAUUUUUUUGUGCUUCAAGAAUUAUGCCAACAUUUCUUGAGAAUUCGAAAAUAUAUAUAGGGUGAUUCAGAAUUCGAUGUGACUACCUUUGGACCGACCCUGAUUUUACGUUGGAACACUGAUAGGUAAAAAACAUUAUUUCUCCCUAAACUUCUCUGUUGAGAUAUACAAGGCGAGUCAGAUGAGACCGACAAACUUCGUAUACAGAUUCUUCACCUCAUUUUGAGGUGAAGAGUUCUUAUCAUGCAUCCUUAACAGUACAAAAAAAUACAGUUUAUAUUAAUUUCUCCAGAACAUACAUGUAGCAGAAAUAUUGAAACUCGGUAUACUAUUUCUGAUUGAUCAUUGUAGAGGUUCCUGAGAUAUUUGCAAAAAUCUAAAGAUAUGUUGAGGUGAUAUUGAGAAGAGACCCAAUGUUCUACGUGCCAUAAUCGCAGAAUGCUAAUCUUUGAAUUCUGAUUGAAAACAUAGUACGGGGUGAGUGAGAAGUAGUUGGAAAAAGCUGUUUGAGAUGAUAAUUGUUGAAUAUGUGAACAAAGUUAGGCAUCACAGUUUUUUUUAUUGAACACGUAUUGAAACAUUACCUCUUCAGUUUUUCGCAAAUAUCUCAGGAACCUCUACAUUUGGGCAUGUUGAACACCAGUCUAACAUUUCAUCUGUCUAACAAGUACUAUGAAGGAAAAUGUGGCGACAUACGACUCUAACUAUACGUACUGGUUAACGAAAUCU
Phaedon cochleariae (mustard beetle) is the source of this 3069-nucleotide messenger RNA. NCBI's taxonomy places the organism in Eukaryota, Metazoa, Arthropoda, Insecta, Coleoptera, Chrysomelidae. The record is from the annotation of a GenBank genome assembly.